Parathielavia appendiculata is the source of this 1038-nucleotide messenger RNA. Its product is annotated as GNS1/SUR4 membrane protein. NCBI's taxonomy places the organism in Eukaryota, Fungi, Ascomycota, Sordariomycetes, Sordariales, Chaetomiaceae. The transcript is spliced from 3 exons. The record is from RefSeq and is a predicted model, not a curated record. Gene Ontology annotation, cellular component: endoplasmic reticulum membrane. Gene Ontology annotation, molecular function: fatty acid elongase activity. Gene Ontology annotation, biological process: fatty acid elongation, polyunsaturated fatty acid; fatty acid elongation, saturated fatty acid; fatty acid elongation, monounsaturated fatty acid. Bases 1 to 1038 code for a protein of 345 amino acids.
AUGGCGACCGCUCUCUUUGACAAGGUGCCGGUCCCAACGCUGGACCGGCCGUUCGGCAUCCACCUGUGGCCCAUCUUCAACAAGGCCUUCGAGUACGUCGCUGGCUAUCCGGCCGAUGACUUCAGGUUCCAGUCGGGCGUCACGCCCAUGUCGACGCUCAAGGAGACGAGCAUCUUCAUCGUCAUCUACUACACAGUCAUUUUUGGCGGCAGGGAACUGAUGCGCAACCGCGAGCCGUUCAAGCUGCGCACCCUCUUCUUGAUCCACAACUUCUAUCUCACCGCCAUCAGCGCCAUCCUGCUCGCCCUGUUUGUCGAGCAGAUGCUGCCUACCGUCGUCCGUCAUGGCAUCUUCCACGCCAUCUGCCACACCGAGGGCGGUUGGACCCAGCCCCUGGUCGUUCUCUACUACCUGAACUACCUCACCAAGUACCUGGAGCUUCUGGAUACCUGCUUCCUCUUCCUCAAGAAAAAGCCCCUGACCUUCCUUCACUGCUACCACCACGGCGCGACGGCUCUCCUCUGCUACACGCAGCUCAUUGGCUCGACAGCGGUGUCGUGGCUUGUCAUCUGCCUGAAUCUUUUGGUGCACGUGGUCAUGUACUGGUACUACUUCCAGAGCGCCCGCGGUAUCAAGAUCUGGUGGAAAGAGUGGAUUACGCGCCUCCAAAUUAUCCAGUUCGUCAUCGAUCUCGGCUUCGUGUACUUUGCGUCGUGGACAUACUUCACGUCGACGUACUGGCCUUGGCUCCCGAAUGUGGGAAGUUGUGCGGGUGAGGAAUUUGCGGCUUUGUCGGGCAUUGCCAUCCUCAGCUCGUACCUCUUCCUCUUCAUCUCAUUCUACUUUGCCACGUACAAGAAGGACGGCAAGCGGCCUAGCGGGCGCAAGGCUGUUCGCCGGAUGAGCCAGGCCCCACUGCCGGAUCCCAUCCAUGGCACGAUUACCAACGCCAACGCCAACGGCUACGCGACCGGCCAGGACGCCAAGGCCAACGGUUCCAAGACCAACGGCAGCGCCACUCGCUCGAGGAGAGCCUAA